Chroicocephalus ridibundus (black-headed gull) is the source of this 4446-nucleotide messenger RNA. RefSeq names its product RAS like estrogen regulated growth inhibitor (gene RERG). The transcript has 5 exons. The coding region runs from base 308 to 907 and encodes 199 amino acids. The record is from RefSeq and is a predicted model, not a curated record. Gene Ontology annotation, molecular function: GTPase activity; GTP binding. Lineage: Eukaryota; Metazoa; Chordata; Aves; Charadriiformes; Laridae.
GAGCGUGAGUGGGAAGAUGCGGCGCGGGGGAUGCGGUGCCCGCUGCGUGCGGGGCCGCGGGCGCGGAGCCGGGCGCGCCGGUGCCCGCAGCUGCGGGAGCCGCCCGGCACCGAGCGGACGGUACCUGCCGGGACCCGACCGGGGAAGCAGAGCCACGGGACAGGCGGUGAUGAGUCAAUAUCCACAUGGAAAUGCUCUGCAUUGACGUCACAAUGACACGGUGAAGCCGAAGACAGGAGCUGGGAACAGUUCUUCUGCUUCACUUUUGAUAAUAGAGUGAAUUUGUCACCACUCCGUCCCUUCCAGCAUGGCUAAGAGCGCAGAAGUGAAGCUGGCAAUCUUUGGUCGAGCUGGCGUGGGCAAGUCAGCACUCGUUGUACGCUUCCUGACAAAACGGUUCAUCUGGGAGUAUGACCCGACACUAGAGUCUACAUAUCGUCACCAAGCUACCAUUGAUGAUGAAGUGGUUUCCAUGGAGAUACUAGAUACAGCUGGUCAGGAGGACGCUAUUCAGAAAGAAGGACAUGUGCGAUGGGGUGAAGGCUUCGUGCUGGUUUACGACAUCACGGACAGAGGCAGCUUUGAGGAAGUGCUGCCACUUAAGAACUUGUUGGAUGAAGUUAAAAAACCCAAAAAUGUCACCCUGAUCCUGGUGGGGAACAAAGCAGACUUGGAUCACUCCAGGCAGGUCAGCACAGAGGAAGGUGAAAAGCUGGCCACAGAACUAGCAUGUGCUUUUUAUGAGUGCUCUGCUUGCACAGGAGAGGGCAACAUUAUGGAGGCCUUCUAUGAGCUCUGUCGUGAGGUACGACGUCGAAAGAUGGUCCAGGGCAAGACUCGGAGACGAAGCUCCACCACUCACGUCAAGCAGGCGAUUAAUAAGAUGCUUACCAAAAUCAGCAGCUAAAAAGAGCUGUACUAAGCCAGAGAAGCAUUUUAGAGCAUAUUAGCUUGAAGUAGGGACGAGGCAGGCAGAGCACAUUUAAUUAAAAAUGGUCAAAGCUUUGCAAUUAAAAAAAAUAGAACAGACAAACCACACCACUUUUUUGAGUAACACAGGGUCAGACUUUUUUCCUGUUUCAAAAUGUAUUUAGCCACACUGCUUCUGGCUAACAUGGGGUGGGGAGGGAAAAAAAAAGAAAAAAAAAGUGAACUCACAAGGACUAGAUGACUGUGGGGAUUGUCACUGACAGAGCAUCUCCUGCUUCUACAAGGCUGGCUCCAAUCCCCUGCAAGUCAGUAGUGCCUAAACAUCAUUUCCAGCCAGCCAACUGCUCAGUAGCCAUUGGAGAGUAAGAUUCAGCGCUCGAUCCAUCAACAACCAUCACAACCGAUGUUCUCCAGGACUGAAUACAUGUAGAGGCUGCUGUGUUGUACCAGAAAGUUCAUCUGACACCUUUCACCAGCUCUAAAUUGGCGCAUUGUGUGCUUUUACUCCAAACUGUCCUUCCUUGUUGUUAUUUUUGUCAAAUGUGUGAGUGCUGAUGUUCUUAGCAAGAUAUGCAAAAAAUAUGGGAAAGGUCUAUUUCAUGGAGUGUUUAGCCAGCAAGACACACAUUUCAACAGAGCUGAAGUUUGGCUGCUUUUCCAGAUCCUCUGAAAUUGCAGAGUUCAUCAAGAAAUAAUCAGCUAGUCCAGUGGCAUUUCAUCAUCUUCCCUUCAAAGUGCAGUACUGUACUUGGGGAAAUGGGAGUGUAUGUGUUGGGAUAUCAAACUAAAAAAAUAACCAUAUUACUAUUGAUUUAGUUAUGGGUAGUUUUUAGCUUUUGUUUACAUUUUUGUUUCGGUCUUAUUGCAAUUCAAGUAGUUCCUCUUAUUCUAUCUUAUACUGAAGAAGAACUGAAUCCAUGGGAAGGCAAGUAUUUAAAGUCUAAGCCCAAAUGCAAAUCACAUAUGAAUGGCCUCUCCCAUAUCAAAAGGCCAAACUUUCCAGCUGUUUAAACUUCCAGAUGUUGCUUGAAGCACUCUGUGGUUUAAACCGGCACAGGUUUUUUGUGACUCUGUCUGGCACAUUCAAUUGAGAAGUGCAUUUUAUCAGAUUUUGGUGCAUGGGAUGAAAGGUGUCCAUUUUUUUCUCUCCCGUCUCCUCCCUCAUGCAUGUCAUUUAAGCCAGCUGGCAAGUUUUGCCUUGUUACUUGGCUUGUUAACUGUAUGCUGAGAGGUGCAAGAACCAAGAGUGAAAGACUUUAAUUCGGAUUGCGCUCAUCUCCCACCAGUUGUGUUGCAUCCCUUUAGGCAGCGUGGUGUGCAGCGCAGACUGGCAUCAUGUAGAACCACAGCCAAAAGCUGGGAUGACAAAUGGGAAUAUUAGCAGUAUUCUCCUGUAGCAAUUACUUGCAACUUUAUUCUCUGUUGCUUUGUACUUCUUAUUUGCCUCUUUGAGGAAGUAACACUAAAGGCUAUCAAAUGCAAAUUGCUACAGAUGUAGGGGAGUGAAGAUAUCUGCUUGGAUAGCACUUUACACAGUUAUAGGUUGCGACAUAAGAGGUGGAACUGGCUGGAGAAUCAAGCCUGUAUAUCCCUGUGGACAGGGAAAAGUCCCAAGUCAGGACUUUUCAAAAGGAUUUGCUUAAAGAUACUUUAUAAAGUAAAUUUUUUUAAAACAUUCUCUCACCCGUAUCUUUUACCCAACCAGCAUCAAGGAACAUCACAUUCAGAUGUAUAUUUUAUUUGUACUGUAGUUUAUUUUCUCUCUUUCCUCCAUUCUAGAGAGUGGAACUUCAUUCCACUCUUGUGGAAUAAAUACCUAUAUUUUGGUCCUCGUAAUCAUGUAUGUUGCCGUACAGCAGCUACACACGCUGCAAUGGAAACUUCACCAUGUGCUUCUGGGCAGGAGGUUCUUGCAACAGGUGAUGUCACUAGCUCCAUCACAUGUUCCCAAACUAUUGGUCAUAGCUCUAACUUUUAUUUAAAAAAAAAAAGAAAGAAAGAAAAACAGAAAGUUUUGCCAUUUUUAGUCCUAUUAGUAAUGCAGAAUCAAUACGAGUGUAAAAGAAAGAGGUAGUGCCUGUUCACGCACCAGUAGUCAUUAGCUAAGGUCUGAACUUGCAAAAGUGGAUGUUACAGCAGUAGGAGCCAGAGUGCGCAUUUCGCGAAGUCGUUCUGUUAUCUUCCAAAUCAGUGUUGUUGCACGAAUCUGAAGUAAACAAAAUCCCUACCUGCAAUCCCAUGGCAACAUAGCUGAUGAGGAAUGUGAUUAUGUCAGUAUUCUAAGCAAUUGAUUCAUCCCUCUCUAAACAACUUCAGCAGUUCUUUUCUCUGAAAACCUUUCUUGGGUUUCAGAGUAAAGCUGCUUUUAAAAUACAAAAAGGUAUUACAUGAAUUACAAGAGAAAAUAAAUGAAUCAUAUUCAUAUUAGGAGAGCUGAAAGGAAGGAGAGGCUAAGUUAUGGCCCUGAUACUUUCCUAAAGAAUCCCAGCAAAUUAGCUCUUCUUUUAUAAUGUCUGUAUGGAGAAGUUAUAAAAUCCUGGUGAAAGAAAAUGUUCCGCUGUGCAAACAUGACUUGUUACAUAAAGAACCUCUAAUAAAAAUAGUAACAUUCCUUUGCAAAGACUGAAUUUGGAAACUGCCGAACUUGAUAAACACUCGGUCAAAAAGGAGGCUGCUAUUUUGUGACCUUUCCUCCCACACAAACACAAAUUUCUUUACUUAAUUGCUCUUUUUUUUUUUUUCCUUGGUGUAAUGGGCUGCUUGUCAAGCCAGUUAUAAUAUGGUAUAUUAUAAUCUGUUGAUACAUAUUACAUAGUAUUAAAUGCAAUCUGAUUUAGUGUUGCUCACAAUGUUGCAACAUAUUAUUGGCUGUGCUAUAAAUGUGUCGUAUUUCUACAAUGUACAAAUCGAGCCAAAAAAGUGCCCAAGCAUUGAGAAGGCCAAAUGCGACAUGAACCCACAUUCAGUAGCCUUUCUGCAGCAGACAUCAACAGUUUAAAUUCUGUUUCUACUGCUGCUAUUUAAAUGUACAUCUAUGGCACUAACAUUCAAUUCCUCUCUUCCGCCCCUUGUCAUUUUUGCAGCGAGAGGAUGGGAAGGACAUAAAGAAAAAGGGGGAGGAAAGGUGAAACAGAUACUUGUUACCUACAACAAGUUGAUUGUCAUUUAUGAAGUUUUUAAAUAUUUAUCUUCAAUUGAUGAAGAGUUAGUCAUGCCCAUGCUGCAAGACCUGGAUCAGGAACCAAGACUUCCCUAGAACUUUGAGAAUCUUCAUAUCUGGGGGUUCGGUGCAACCGUGGAUGGAAGUGAGGAUCAGCCACAGGGUUUGCACCUGGAUCCAGACAAGUUGUCCCCAAACCUGGGGAUAGUUGCAUCUGGCAGUUUGCUACGAGGCUAGUUGAUUUUUAUAUAUAUAAUGAUCUGUAUGCAUUUUUACAUUAAAAAUAUGAAAGCUUGUGCUUGUAGAUAAUAUAUAAGAAAAAAUAAAAAUAAAAUAAUAGUGCUCUCUUUACUGAA